Messenger RNA from Perca fluviatilis (European perch), 2070 nucleotides. RefSeq names its product katanin p60 ATPase-containing subunit A1-like. Lineage: Eukaryota; Metazoa; Chordata; Actinopteri; Perciformes; Percidae. Gene Ontology annotation, biological process: microtubule severing. Gene Ontology annotation, cellular component: microtubule cytoskeleton. The record is from RefSeq and is a predicted model, not a curated record. Gene Ontology annotation, molecular function: ATP binding; ATP hydrolysis activity. The coding region runs from base 155 to 1498 and encodes 447 amino acids. The transcript has 9 exons.
ACUGUAUGUAUAAAACCAGGACGGUUAUUGUUCUAAGAAUUCUGGCUGAUAUUAAUAACGUCGAGUUUUGUAAAGCUACCCUUUAGCAGUGCUUUUAAACUUUGUCUGGACGAGAGAGGAAACCAAGCACCCGGCUUGAAAUUCAAAGUGAAGGAUGUUGCUAGUAACGCCAACACGUAACGUUACCGUGUUAAGUAAAUCGUUCAUCAUGAGUCUAAGAGAAAUCAACGAGAACGUGAAGCUGGCCCGCGAAUACGCCUUGCUGGGAAACUACAGCUCGGCCAGUGUUCUCUAUCAUGGAUUACUAGAUCAAAUCAAAAAGUAUGUGUACACUGUGCGGGACAGCAGUGUUCAGCAGAGAUGGCAGCAGUUGUGGCAAGAAAUCAGUGAAGAGAAUCGGCAAGUUCAGGACAUAAUGUCGACUCUGGAGAACUUUCAGCUGGACACGACGCCUGCUAAACCCAGUAACCAUGAUGACUGUGAGAUAAGGCCUGGGCAUGUGGAACAGAGACAUUCUCCUUGUCCUGUCAGGCGGCCUGCUAACCCCUAUAAAGACAGCAAACCUCCCAACAACAGGCUGAGCGUGGCUGUGAGGGCUCAGCAGAGGCACUCGUCUCGCGGGGCCAAUGGGGACAGGAGCAAACUAUCCAAGGGCAAAGAAAAGAAGGAGUCCAAAGAGCCGAAGGAGGCCGCCGGCAAAGCAAAGGAUGAUAAGAACAAAGCAGAUGUCCAGGAGAAAGAAGUGAAAAAGUUUGACGGGACAGGAUAUGAUAAAGACCUCGUGGAAGCUUUGGAGAGAGAUAUUAUAUCUGAGAAUCCAAAUGUUAAAUGGGACAACAUUGCAGACUUGGAAGAUGCAAAAAAACUCCUGAAAGAAGCGGUUGUGUUGCCGAUGUGGAUGCCAGCAUUUUUCAAAGGCAUACGAAGACCAUGGAAGGGAGUGCUUAUGGUGGGACCUCCAGGCACGGGGAAAACACUUUUGGCUAAAGCAGUUGCUACCGAGUGCAGAACCACAUUCUUCAACGUCUCCUCAUCUACUCUCACCUCCAAGUACAGAGGGGAGUCUGAGAAGCUAGUUCGACUUCUCUUUGAAAUGGUAAGACUUCAGAUGUACAGCCAAAUUUGGAAUUGUUCCAGCUCUGCUCCACUCACGGUUGCAUUUGUGUCUGCAGCGGAAGGGCGAGUAGAGCUGCUCCGGAUCAACCUGAAGGAGCUGGAGGUGGCCAGCGACGUGGACUUGGACAAGAUCUCGGAGCAGAUGGACGGUUACUCAGGAGCCGACAUUACCAAUGUGUGCAGGGAUGCCUCUCUGAUGGCCAUGAGGCGAAGAAUUGAGGGCCUCACCCCGGAGGAGAUCCGUAACAUUUCCCGGGACGAGAUGCACAUGCCCACCACCAUGGAGGACUUUGAGUCUUCUCUGAAGAAAGUGUCCAAAUCUGUGUCCAAAUCUGACCUGGAGAAGUACGAAAAGUGGAUCGAAGAGUUUGGGUCCUGCUGAAAACCACCAUCACCCGAGUCCUUUUUAUCCAAAUAUUUAACUUUUGUUGUGGGGUAACGCCGAGUUGAAGUACUGUGUGUGUGUGUGUGUGGCUGUGGCUGUGGCAUUCCACUGAUAUUGAAGAGUAAGCUUAUACUUGAGGUAAAUAUGUGCACCUCUUCCUCUUGUACAUUAUGUUAAUGUUACACAGACGUCUUAAUCUGAAAAGGUGACUCGAGUCAACUUGAUGUGGGAAAAUAGUUUGUUUGUCGCAAAUUGGGACAUCAAUUAUGAUAACUUCAACUCUAGCUGGGAGAGAAACUGACAAAUGUGAGGACCCAAAGUUUCCUGCAACACACUGACAGAAGAGUUCAUUACUGCAACUUUGCUUUCCCAAUUGUCAUUAUAUUCUGCCUUGUACCUGACCGUGACAUACUAAGCUAACUGCCAAUCAAAUGUUACUCCUGUUUGGUUUUUAGUUUUGUCCUUUUUUUUUUGCACUUGAUUUUAUUUAGAACUGUGGUUCUUUCACAUUUUUGUAGAUGACACUAACAAGAUAUAUAAUUAAAGUUAACAAUGAUUAUGGAUAUUAA